Molecule: messenger RNA, 2197 nt
Organism: Prosopis cineraria
Lineage: Eukaryota; Viridiplantae; Streptophyta; Magnoliopsida; Fabales; Fabaceae
Product: histone-lysine N-methyltransferase ASHH1
Exons: 12
Coding region: 656-2011 (451 amino acids)
Biological process (GO): regulation of DNA-templated transcription
Cellular component (GO): nucleus; chromatin
Molecular function (GO): protein binding; histone H3K36 methyltransferase activity
Source: RefSeq, a predicted model, not a curated record
UUGGAUCGAUGUUGCGAACGGGGCUGAGGACGACUUCGACCCUCUUCGUCCCUGUCAGCCUCUAAACAUCAACACCCGAAGGGUCUCUGUUUCUGCUUGGGCUUAAGUCCGAGGCGGACAACCUCUCUUCCAACUCCACCAUGGUCGUCUUCCGCUUCGCUACCCAACUCUAACGGAGUUCGAACCACUUUCAACCUAACUUCCACCUGACCGGAAACUGAACCCUCAAGUCCUCACCGGCGCCGAAGGGAACCGGUUAAUUGUUUCCAUUGGAGGGGGAUUGCAACAUAACUCUGACAGUCAUCUAAACAGUCGUUUAAAUAUAAUUCUUAGAUAUCGAAAUGGAUCCUCAUGAAGAGUUGCCUCAAUACAUUCAUAUAACGCAGAAUGAAUUUUUGAAUAGACGGCACUGUGUAUAUGCUUGGUGCCUUUCUAAUUACUGGGUUGCCACUAAUGGUCUCCGUAAGCCAUUGACGACACUGAAGGAAACCCUGAUAAUAUAACAAAUACUGUUUUCCGUGGAUAUUAAGCCAGUUAUCUCUUUAGCCUCAGAAUAGAAGGUCUGAAGGAGGCGGUUUUUACUAGUUCCUCAGAGUUUUCUGAAGUUCAAACCUUUCCUGUCAGCUGUCUACACGUGAAGCAGAAAGAGGAGGAUAUGGCAAUAUGUGAAUGUAAAUAUAAUGCUAGUGACCCUGAUAGUGCAUGUGGGGAUGGGUGUCUUAACGUAUUGACCAGCUCUGAAUGCACCCCUGGCUAUUGCCCUUGUGGUGUCUUUUGCAAAAAUCAGAGAUUUCAAAAGUGUGAAUAUGCAAAGACAAAGUUGUUUAAAACUGAAGGCCGGGGAUGGGGUCUUUUGGCUGAUGAGAACAUUAAGGCUGGCCAAUUUAUCAUUGAAUACUGUGGAGAAGUAAUUUCAUGGAAAGAAGCCAAAAGAAGAUCCCAGGCUUAUGAAAUUCAAGGUCUCAAAGAUGCAUUUAUUAUUUGUCUUAAUGCCUCUGAAUCUAUUGAUGCAACUAGAAAGGGAAGCCUUGGUAGAUUUAUAAAUCAUUCAUGUCAGCCAAAUUGUGAGACAAGGAAAUGGAACGUCUUGGGUGAGAUAAGAGUUGGAAUAUUUGCAAAACAAGAUAUACCUGUUGGAGCUGAAUUGGCAUAUGAUUAUAAUUUUGAAUGGUUUGGUGGUGCAAAGGUUCGUUGCCUCUGUGGUGCAGCCAAAUGUUCUGGAUUCCUUGGAGCAAAAUCUCGUGGUUUUCAGGAGGAUACAUAUUUGUGGGAAGAUGAUGAUGAAAGGUAUACUGUUGAGAAAAUUCCAGUAUAUGACUCUGCAGAGGAUGAGCCUCCCUUAAAGGUCCUUAGAAACUUAAAUCCUGACGUUCCUGGGAUGCAAGUUAAUGGAAAGACUGAACACUCCAUGGACGUUAUUAUAAAAGCCGAACAAUUAUCAGGGUCAACUGCUUUUGGCAUUCAGCCGCAUGGAUCAGUUUCAACAAUGGGUUUACAUGUCAAUUCGAUAAAAUCUGAAAUAGAAAAUGAUGAUAUGAAAUUGUACUCUAGAGAUACUCAGCAGGCCUUUCCACAAAACAAUGCAAUGAUAUCACGAAUCAGAAGUAAUACUGCAGGCCGAAACUAUCACAUUGGACCUAGGUCCAUGUCUGCCAAAAGAUCAAAGAAAUAUAACGGAAGGUUUAAAAAUAUCACACAGAAGCAAGUCGAUGUGAAGUCUGCUGCUGAAUCUUUAGCAUCUAAAGAAGCACAAGAGGAGAUUUUAAAAUACGAGGAAAUGAAGAAUGAGGCAACUGGUGCUCUUGAUACCUUAUACAAUGAAAUACGACCAGCCAUCGAAGAACAUGAGAGGGAUAGUCAAGACAGUGUAUCCACUAGUGUAGCAGAGAAGUGGAUUGAAGCUUGCUGUUUGAAAAUGAAGGCAGAGUUUGACCUUUACUCUUCCAUUGUCAAGAAUUUUGCUUGCGCUCCCGCCCAAGCCUCGUGGCCUUCCAAAACCUUCUCAAGUUGAUAAUGGAAACGAAAACGAGCUCUUGACGAAUUGAUAUUCUUCUGUUCCAUCUUAUUCAUUUAUAAUUCGUAGCCCAUGAUUUGGCAAAUUGGAUGGAGGUACUUCGAGGAAAUUCCUUCUCCCCAUUUUGUAUGUUACAUUCAUAACAGAUCCAAUUUUCUGCAGUAAAAAUCCAUUCAAUAGUAA